UCCGCGGUCACACUGUUGUUGAGGCACCAAAAGCGCCCGAACGCCGAGUUUUUUAAACAAAAAGCAAUUUUUUUUUCUCAAAAUCUGUUGCAAGCGCUGAAUAAAAAAACAGAGAGAGUGCAAACCCAAUCGGGUAGAUAUUUUUUGAAAAGGAGCGAAACACGUCCGAAAAAGAAGUACGAACGCGCUGCGUAAACCGUAAACCAAAAGAAAAACCAGUUAUGUAUUCGUAGCAGCCCCAAGUUCGCCCAGUGUUUCCUUUUUGUGGAGCCAAAGAGUUGAAAAAUGUAUAAAAAAUGUCAAUGAAAGUGUCGCGAAAUGCGCCCCAAGUGGAGUUUUAGCGCUAAUUGUUGAUUUGGUGGCAGCCACAAGAGCAGCCAUCGCCAGCUUGGCCGGACCAGGCCCCGCUUUUGGUACAAGUUAAAGCCGAUUUCCUGCGAAACUCUUGCCAACUAAAAUAUUACUUGUGCAACAACGAAAACAACAAAAGCAGCGGGAAAAAGCCAACAAUUGGCACAUUUGGCGAUAAAUCAGCGAGCGAAAUCGUCAUCAAAACGCAACGCUGACAGCAACAAAGAAGAAGAAGAAGAAGAGGAAGAGGAAGAAGCAGAAAUAACGGUGUGAACUUUAGCAGACGCUGCAGAAAGAAAAAAAACUGCAGCGGAAUAUCGGAGGAAAGAAGGGAAAACGAAGACGAAGACGAAUCCAACAAAAACGAACAACGAAGCAGAGAGAGAGAGAGUGAGAGAGCGAGAGCGAGAGCGAGAGAGGAGCAGCAACAGCAGGACCCUGCAUAUCGAUUUUGCUAUUCUGGAGACUAUUUUUAGUGGCAUCCUCGCAGUAUCUUGGCGCGUAUCUGCUUUGAGGCUUUGGGGCAGGUUGGCAGCCAGCAGGGGAAUGCAGCAGCAGCAUGUGGCCAUGUAGGCAGCCCUAGACACUGACAGCCACAGCAAAAACAACAAAGAAAGAGUGGAGAAAAGCGUAGCCCAAGCCCAGGCCCAAGCCCAAGCCCAAGCCCAAGCCCAGGCCCAGGCCCUAGCCACUUGACAGCCACUUGGCAUUCAGGCAGCAGCAGCGGCAGCGGCAGCGAACCAUAACCAGGCAGACCGGAAAAGCGUCGAUGAGUUGAGGCCUCGAACCCCAUCCACAUCCACAUCCUCUGGCCUCUCCACCGUCCCCUCGACCUGCUCGCGAGGCUGCUUCGACUGGAACUGAAACAGAAACUGGAACCCCGUCCACCGCCGUCGUACCCUUGGCCACAAUGGACGCGGACGCGGACGCAUCGCCCACAUCCCCUGCGGCAGGUCCUGCUCUGGUAUCGGGCAGGUCAUUGGACCAGCAGGUGGACGCCUCGCCCAAUCACUCGAACUACUCGAAUCUCACGAACAACAGCAGCCCGAGCCCAAGUGGGAGCAGUGUCUGCAGUCCCUCCACCACCACCUCCUCCUCCUCGUCGGCGCCCCAGUACAGCGAGGAUUUGCGAGCGGCAGUCGCUGCCGGGCGCCACAAUCAGAAUCCCAUAAGCAAUCCCAUUCCAAAUCAGAGCCAGAAUCAGAGCCAGAGCCACAGUCAGAGCGGAUCGGCGGGCACAGGCGGCUCGUCGUCGGGCAAGACCUGCGAGGUGGAUGUGGGCGAGGAGGAGCGCGACACCUUCUCGCCCGUUUCCAGUCCGGACUGCAACGGCGGGGCGGCCUCGGCUCUGGGAGCAGAGGUUAUUGCCUCCGGCAGCGAACCGGGCCUGGACAACAAGAUCUUCGAAGGAGGCAGCGGCAGCGGCAGCGGCAGCGGUAGCAAGGCGAAACCGGCCUCCAAAGAGGAGAAGCAGCGCCAGAACGAGGAGAUCGUGUGCAUGGAGACCUCCACAGUGUCGACAGAGACCGGCUCCUGGGAGUCGAUGUAUCCAGUGGCCGUAGAGCCCCCACCAGCACCACCGUCGGCGCCGGAGGAUGAUGACACAAUGGGCACCGAGGCGGAGUCCAGUUCCGUGUUCAAGGGGAUCAGCGCCAGUUGCCUGCUGCGGGAUCUGGAGAAGCGCGACCAGCCGCUGUCCACAUCCGGGACGAGUGCCUGCUUCAUAGACGCCUCCUCGCUGCGCGACGAAGAUGAGGUGCUGUCCUUUCCCAGCCUGGACGGGCAUGCCCAGGAAGAGGAGAACGAGAACGAGCAGGAGAACGAAGAAGAGCACGGAGCGGAGGUCGAAGCAGGAGCCGACGGGCAGGAGGAGACCCUGGAGGCUUCGCCCACCCAGCAGCUGGAGCAGUUCCACAAGGCCUUUGCCAGGUGCAAAGGCUCGAGCACGAGCCAUGGCCACGGCCGCAGCAGCUCCAACGACGCCGACUCCUCCGACUCCUCGCUGAGCGUCAAAAUGCGACGAGAGCAGGAGGAGCAGGAGCGCCCCAUGGCCUCGUUGGGCGGCGGGGGGCCCUACAGCUUCCAGCACAAUGCCCAGCACUUUAGUGUGCAUCCGUUGGGGAGCAGCCCCAAGUUUGCGACCCACCACCACCACAGCCACAGCAGCAGCCACAACCAGAACAACAACCACAACCACAACCACAACCACAACAAUGGGCAGCCCGAUCUCAGCUACACGACGGACUAUUCGUCCAGCAGCCCGGCUCCCAGUCUGGUCUGGUCGGAGCAGGGCAGAGCCGCGCAUGCGCCGCACUCUUCGGCCUCGGCAUCGGCAUCGGCAUCAACCACGACGCCACACAACUCGAUGGUGCACAUAGAGCCCGCGUCGGGGAGCAACAACAGCUCCAUCCACAGAGAGUACACCCUGUCGUCGUCCCUGUCGCAUCACCGCGACUCGGGCGCCUACUGCAGCGAUGCCACGGACUCGCCGCUGCCCCUGCCGCGCACCCCGAAGCGCUGCUCGAAGUUCGACGAGGCCAAUCCGAUAGUGUCGGGCGGGGCCUCCAUCGAGGACUUCCGGCAGAAGCAGUGCGAGAGUCCCGGCAUCAAGCGGCGCACCGACACCUGCCCGAUCGUGUCGGGCGGCUUUGUGUCGCUGGACUUUGCCCCCACGCGUCCCCUGCAGGACGACGAUGAGGAGGACGACGACGCCGACGACGCGGAGAUCUCCGGCGUGGAGCUGCGCGUGAAGUCGGGGGCCGGUGCGGGUCUCCAGAGGAAGCCGGCGCCCGGCAUAGCCUCCUGGGUGGUGGACAUGAGCGACUGUCGCCCGGAGCGCCGCCGGAGCACCAGCAGCACCACCUCCAGCUUCCGCGAGCGCUCCGACUCGAACAGCUCGCACAAGAGCGGCUGCGGCUUCUACGUCUCCCUCGACGACAUGGACCGGAAGCCGCCGUCGGAGCAGCCACCGGCCAAGCCCCAGCCCCAGCCCCCGCCGCCGCCGUCGCAGCUGAGCAAAUCAUACACGACUCCCAAGUCCGCGGGCUUCUUCGUGAAUCUCUCGCAGAACGAGGCCGAGCAGCAGGAGCCCGGCGGCCCGCUGGCAGCGGACGAGAAAGAGAAGCAGCAGCAGCAGCAGCAGCCGCCGCCGCCGCCGCCGGAGCAGAAGAACAUCUUCAGCAUGUUCAUUGACAUUGGCGGCGAGCAGAAGACGCCGCGCGCCAACGGACGCAAGGAGCCCCUCAGUCUGGCCCAGCGUCUGUCCAGCUCGCUCAGCUCCUCAUCGGCCGCCGUCCAGCGACGCGGGGAGUUCGGCGGGGACGUGAUGAAGUCCAGUGCCAGUUCGACGGAGACCCUGAUGGCCAAGAGCGCCACGCAGAAGGAGAUGCUGGCCGCUGGAGCUGGAGCUGGAGCAGGAGAAAGCAAGUCCCUGGACUACAGAUGCAAUCUGGAUCCGCCGCUCACGGUGGCCGCCCUGCGUCGCAUCUCGCAGCAGCAGCGGCAGCAGCAGCAGCAGCAGAGCGAUCCCACGAAGCGGCACAGCUGGGGCAGCAAUGGGAGCCCGGAGCAGCACGGAGGAGCACCGGGCAACGACUGCAAGCGCUCCAUCAGCCUGACGGCCAACGGAGUGAACGGCAGCGACUCCUCCGGGGCGGGCCUGAUGAGCAUCAUCGACAAGCUGCCCAUCAUCUCGAAGGCCUCCUCGCUGUCGGUGGACAGCUCCCUUUCGCCCUACGACGACUACAGCGGCGGCUCGAAUGCGGGCGGUCUGAGCAGCUGCUCCGACGAGGAGCAGCAGCAGCAGCAGAUGGCGGGGGGCCGCCUCAAGAAGCGGCGCCGCGAUGCGCAGCUGAACGAGACGUACGACAAGAGCAGCAUGGCCUCCGUGACGGAGGGAGUGCUGUCCAAGGACAUGUCGCCGGCCUCCAACACGGACACGGACGAUCUCACCUUCCAGCAGGACGAGCAGCUGGCCCAGCAGCAGCAGGCCCUGGAGCAGCUCCAGCAGCAGCAGCAGCUGAUUCCGAUCCAAUUGAGCAGCAGCUCCAAUCGCACCAGCGUCAUGGAAACGAUCAUCGAGGCCAAGGAGACGGCCUCGCCCAAGAAAACGGCCACCGGGUCGGUCUCGGUCUCGUCCUCCCUCACCAACGGCCAUACCAUGGAGUCCCUGCACGCCACCAUCGAGAAGCAGAAGCAGCUCCUGGAGACGGUCAACGAGCACGGCGAGCAGCAGCAGCAAAAGCUGCCGGCACCGGCCCCCUCCGCCUUUGUGAAGCUCUCGGACAUGGACAAGCCCGUGAAGCACGACCUCCAGUCGCCGGAUUCGAUGAGCAAGAGCGUCGGCAACAACCACCGCAGUAGCCACAGCUCCCAGCUGGGACAGCGCCUGUACCGCGACGAGAACAAGGGACGUCCCCACUCCUGGGCCAUGACCCGAUCGACGGGCAACAGCUUGCAGAACUUCACCAACUCCGUGGACAACAUCCGAAGCCUGUCGCGGCUGUUCCCCAACUUCUCUAAGGAGUUCUCCAACUCCCUGCCGAACGACAUGACCCUGGAGCUGACGCAGGCCCAGGCGUUGGCGCAGGGCCAGGCGCAGGCGCAACAGCAGGUGGACUACAUCCAGACCGAUCUCAGCGCCGACUCCAGUCUGGCCUCCAGCUUCAGCAGAUCGGGCAUGGACGAGUCCUCCCUCAGCUGCCGGCAGCCGCGUCGCCUGGGCGAGGACCUGCUCAAGAUGUUCCUGCAGGAGAUCGCCACGGAUAUGCUGGUCGAAGUGCAUGGCCGUCGCAUCCGGGCCCACAAGUGCAUCCUGCGCUCCAGAUGCCAGUACUUUGCGGCCAUGCUGGCCGGCCACGGAUCCCAGAGCGUCGUCUCGCUGCAGGGCUACUCCUACGCGGCCGUGCACUUCGCCCUGUGCCACAUCUAUUCGGGGGCCUCCCAUCCCCCGGACGGGAUCAGCCUCAUGGAGCUGGCCGCCCUGGCCGACCUGCUGGGCCUGGAGGGCCUCAAGGAGGUCACCUCGCACGCGCUCAAGACGAACUACUGCCACAACUUCCACAAGCCGUGCUCCGGCUGCAUCGACGGCAUCCUGCAGGUCCUGCCCGUGGCCCUCAACCAUGCGCUCGACGAUCUCUAUCGCAAGUGCCUGCGCUGGACCUGUCGCCACUACCUCAAGGUGUGGCCCACGCGCCAGUUUGCCCAGCUCCCGCCCGACAUACUGGGACGCUGCCGUCAGCAGAUCAUUGCCUACAUGACCUCGGAGACGGUGCUGGACACGGUGCUCGACUGUGACCAUCUGCUGGCGCAGCUCUCGGCCUACCGCUGGGGACACGUCUGCGAGCAGCUGGUGCGGGACAUACUGGACGCGGCCCACGCCUAUGUGGGCGACCACUUUGCCAGCCUGAUUGCCAGCGACGCCUUCCUGUCGCUGGGCCACGACCGGAGUCGCCACAUUCCCCAUCUGGAGGCCCUGCUGCGGCAGGCCGCCUCGGAGCUGACGCCGGAGCAGGCGUGCCGCAGCUACCAGCGGGUGACGCGCCUGAAUGCGGUGCUGCGGGCGAAGCUGCACAACGUGCCGGGGAAUCUGAGCGAGCUGGUGCAGGAGCUGCACGGCCUGCAGGAGGAGGAGCAGCUCGACUGGAAGCCGGACUACGUGCGGCUGGUCUGUGCUCUGGUCUACACCGUCGAGCAGUGCCUGAUCCGGCAGUGCUCGCGGGCGAUGCGCGUGACCGCCUGGCAGCGCAUGGACCUGGAGCUGCGCAAGAAGAUCCAGGGCAUGGCCCGACUCACGGAGCCGCUGGACAUGAAGCGCCAGGGCGGCAAGGCGGUGGGCAAGGCCUUCUCCUUUGGCGGCAGCACACGCAGCCAGGAUCUGGUGCAGAUAAAGCUGGCCAUCCAGGCCCAAUCGAAGCGGGCCCACGCCCAGGAGACGCACAUGUACAAGGCCACCCAGACGCAGGAGGCGGGCGCAUCCAACCAUGUCCAGACAGCGGACCGCGGCGUGCAGGCCAAUCACGAUCCCCGGGAGGGAGGCAGCAAACUGCUCAAAUCGAACUCGCGUGCCCACGUGCCGCAUCGCGCCGCCUCCCAGGUGGCCUCCGAGCGGAACAGCAUCAAUCUGCACCGACGCACGCAGUCCGAGGCGCCGCCAGUGACGCAUCACAAGAAGGCGGCGGUGGCGGUGGCGGUGGCGGUGGCGUCGGCAGCAGCAGCGGCAGCGGCAGCAGCAGCUCCUGCCGCAGCCGAGGCCAAGGCAAAGCCAACGGCAGCCCCGCGAUUGGGCGAAAUACGACCCCGGUACUUGGAGCCGCGCAAGCCACGGGCACCGCUUGCCAAUGGACCCGUGCGCAGUGCCACCAGCUCGAGCAUACCCGCCACUGGGGGGGCCCGGAAGGCGCCGGCCAAGAAUCUGCACAUCUCCUCCAGCGACAGCUCGAGGAACUCGAGUCCGGCGGCAACCCGGCGAGUGCAGAACGGAAACGCCGCACGUCUAGGCAACAAGUCGAGCAAUCUCUCCAUGGACAGCCUCUCCUCACCGGCCAGACGGGCCAAGAGCAGUUCACGAGCCCCCACCAACGACAGAUACUCAUCCGAUCAGAACGUCGACUCGCUGGCGGAGAGCAUGAAGAGCUCCGUCAUCACGAACAAAACGAUCUCACACGAAUCCCUCUCGGGCAGCUCGAAGCUGGCCCGCAUCCAGCAGCUGAAUGGCCACUCGGCGGGGGCCAAGCAGGCGCCAGCCGGCGGCAAAGGCAGGCAGGCGAAGCCCCUCCAGCGCGGCCCCACGGUGGGCAACAAGUCGACGCGGCAGCUCAAGCAGCAGCAUAAUGGAAUGGCCUCGAACGGGUCCAGUCCCAAUUCGGUGCACACGACCAAGUCGGCCACCAGUCGCCUGUCCUCCGUCAGCAGUACGCUCUCCACCCGGGAGCUGUUCAAGCAGCGCUCCAUUUCGGUGCCAGCAGGCGGCACAGAUGGCGCACCGGGCAGCAAGGGACGUCCCAGCUUCCUAUCGGCCAAGUCGCGCGAGAUCCUGGCCAAGCGGGCGGAGAAGAACAAGCUCCAGCAGCAACAACAGCAACAGCAGCAGCAGCAGCAAAAGAAGCAAACGGAAAGCUUGGGAGAUGAGCGCGGGUCGCAUCAUCUGCGCUCCUCCGCCGGCCCCCUACGCUCCUCCUCACAUUCCGCUGUGGCCAGCAUGCUGCAGCAGCACAAUCUGCGCAACAGUCUGCCCUCCAAUAUACCCACACGACGUCCCAACACGCUGCAGCUGAAGAAGACCACCGCUGUCUCGAAUGGCGUGGCCACCAAGGUGACCACCAACGGGAUCAACGGCUCGUACAAGGCCGCCCAGGCGGUCAAGCAGAAGCUGGACCUGCUCAUCGAUGCCCAGAUGGAGGAGGCGAUGCCCAUGCCCAUGGAACGAGUCGAGUCGAAGCUCGAGCGCUCCAGCACCUUCUGCAAGGAUAGCGCUGAUCUGGAUAUCAGCGAACUACAGAUUGUGGAGUAGAGCAAAACAUGAAAACAGCUGGCAGCAGCAGAAUGAGGUCGUAUCAAAUAUGGCCCCAGACACGGCCCAGCCCAGUCCAGUCCCCGCAGAACCGUACACACGUCCCAUAAGGCAACACUAGUCAAUAAUCUAGCAUGCGGCUGCAGUUGCAGUUGGAGAGCAUGAAACCAUUUAACCAUAACAAUAAAUAUUAGCAAGAAGAUGUUACUUCCUACUACCACAAGCGAAAUAAGAGAGAUCCAGCGGCGGAAACGAUUACCCCACGGAAAUCCGCAAUACAAUUACAACACGUGUUAUCCAACUUAGAGCAGAAACAAAAGUUAUUGCCCCCGUUUAAGCAGAGCCCCCACUUCCACUCCCAUACCCACUCCAGAAAUAUUAGUGCAUUAGCUUAUUACGAUAUGGAAACCGAUGCGAGAGCCCUGGAGGGAUUAUGUGCAGAGCAGAGAUCGGAUCGGAUCGGAUCAGAUCAGGCAAACAAAAAUGGAAUAACAAAUAUUUGGUGAUAUUAUUUAGAGUGCGCUUUACUCGUAUGUUUAUGUUAAAUGCUAAACGAAAAGUGCUUUUUACUACCCCCCAGCCCGAAAAAUGGAAAGUCUACUUAAAGUAUGAUCUAGCCCCCAGCGAAUGUGUGCACUGAAGGAUACCCCUGCUCUCCCGCUCUCCCGCUCCCCCGCUCCCGCUCUACGCUCUAUGCGCUUUGCAAGCUGCAUUUAAAGUCUUCUACUCUCCUGCUUUAUCCCGCCCAAAAGAAAAUAUAAAUAAUUAUAAUGUAUACUCCCCAUAUACCACAUCAAAGAGAGAAAACUAAACGGAAACCAUGUCUCUACUCCAUGAUAAUUUAAGCUUGAAUUCUUUUUUUUUAUACUGUUGUUUAUUUAACUCGUACUCGUAAUACUACUGGCGCAUUACUUCAGCAAGGCAACCAAGGAAACGUCUUUUAUAUUAUACAUGUGUAUUAUUUGAAUUCAUAAUAAUAAUUUAUACAUUUUAAUUAUUUGAUAUAUUAUAGUACUACCAUAUAAUAUGCGAACCGAAGUGAAACGAAGGAUGAGUUUUGUAAGCAUUGUAACGGCAUUGAUACAUUGAUAAUGAAGUGCAAGAGUAAUAAAUGUGUGUAUUUAUUAAAAGUUACAAUAUUCUACAA
Molecule: messenger RNA, 9008 nt
Organism: Drosophila miranda
Lineage: Eukaryota; Metazoa; Arthropoda; Insecta; Diptera; Drosophilidae
Product: pneumococcal serine-rich repeat protein
Exons: 5
Coding region: 1262-7861 (2199 amino acids)
Molecular function (GO): protein binding
Source: RefSeq, a predicted model, not a curated record